Messenger RNA from Pocillopora meandrina, 3675 nucleotides. The record is from the annotation of a GenBank genome assembly. Lineage: Eukaryota; Metazoa; Cnidaria; Anthozoa; Scleractinia; Pocilloporidae.
GUCCCCAUGUGCUGAUUUCUGCAGAGUUGUCUGCUAAACGUUACAGAUCAUAUAUUUUGUGUGAAAAAAGAAAAUAUUUGCAAAUGAACCUACUGCAUUGGUAGCAGACGUUUCAGGAUUUAAACACCCAUUUGCGUCUCUAUCCUCGUGAAUUGUACGGAGAUUUACAUCACCAAGUUGAGCGAUUUGGAACUUUUCAAGUGUUGAAGUGAGCAAAAACACAGACUUCAGCUUUGUCUUUUUCAAGCAUCAUGGUGGUAAUGACAACGUUCCCUCCUCCGACUGAGGGUUUGCAUCAUGUUCAAGAUAAAACGGAGGCUUUCAUCCACGAUAAGUCGUGUGGAGUGGGAACUUUGUAUAUUGCAGCAGAGUAAGUGAAAAGUAAUUUACUUCUAAUGUUGUUAAUUGAGAGUCAAGGGUUUCUCACCACUAACGGGUAUAUUAAACCGCCUUACACUCAUUCCCAGGGGGAGGAGUAGAAAGGAUGCUUGCUAUAUUGCAGGGUCCCCCCUGUUAUACUGGGAAACCUUUUACUAAAUGGUGCACCAGUGGUGCUAUGUGAUGCUGAUUUUAAUUGUGAUGAAGAUAUUAGCAAUGAUGCAUUGACAAUAAUAAUGAUGAUGAUGGUUAGAUGAACACAUCGAGAUUGAAAAUCACCUUCAACAUUUCACCAAAAGCAACAAAAUAGGUCUAUUCAAUAAGAUGUCUAGGAUCCAGACCUGGCUGGGUCAGUGUGCUGUGUUCUUGGGAAAAACACUUUACUCUCGUAGUGCCACUGUGGGUACUGGAAAAUGUCAGGGAAGGUUUGGUGGGGGGUGAGUAGUGAUACCCCUGGCCACUUCAUACCAUCUUUGUACAAACAAUUUUACAUUUGUGGGUUUUGAUCACAUCUUCUUUGCAGUCGAUUGUCAUGGAGUGAUCCAGAAUCUGGAAAGGGCUUCUCAUUGGAGUAUCCAUCAAUAUCCUUGCAUGCAAUAUGCAGGGAUACCUCACAGUUUCCUCAUGAGUGUAUUUACUGCAUGAUGGAUUCACCUUUAGAUGGUAUGUGUCGCCAGACUGAAGAAAAAAAUAUGGCUUCACUUUACUAAUCAUUUCUUAAAUGACUAUUUCCCCCUCAUUUAUGGAACUCAUUUUAUACCUUAACAUUUCUGCAAUGGCCAGUUAGUAUUGUUCAAAAAAGGCCAUAAUGUACUGAAUUCAAAUGCUCUAUUAUGCCGCAAGAAGUGGAUUCCUCCAUCUUUUGAAACCCAGAAGUCCAUUCCCCACUCCACAAAAAGUUUUUAUUGUAAGGCUACCAAUAUAUCCAAUAUAUUGCAAAUUUUCUUUUCAAACAAAUUCUAAAAACUUUUAAACCUGAAAGAUGUCUUUCACACUUUUCCCAGCCAUGUUGGUAAAGAAUUUUUCCCUUUAUGUACAAACUGUUUUGUUUGUGAUGAUUGUUUUGUGAUUUCAACACUCAAAUUGAAAGCUGUAUACUUUUGUCUUUAACCAGCCCUUCAUUCCUUUGAUUACAGUGCACCCUGCAUACAAUUUGGCCUCCAGAAUAACACAUUUGAAAUGUACAUGUAGGUACAUUUUCUUAUAGCAGAGGUUAAUUUGUGUUGUUUUUUUUCAGAUGGUGGAAAUGACAGUGACAGUGACGACAGCGAUGGCAAAGUUGGAGAAGUUAGAUUUGUUCCCGAAGACAAGUCAGCAUGUAAGAUGUCUGUCAUGUUUUGCCUCAACUAGAGAUUAACUUAAUAUUGACAAUAAUUAAUUGAAUGAAGUUGAAGAUGAUCAAUUGUUGUUACAUGCAGAAUUAUUACACCAGGUUUUUAACUUAACCCUUUAACUCCCAAGAUGUGAUUGUCAAUUCUCCCCUCUAGUUUCUACACCAGUAGUUGGCAUUAGACCAAGAUAACAACUUCUACGUGAUAAGUUUGACUAUUCUUAUUACACAUUUGCUGGAUAAUGUAUGGAUAUUAUAGGGAGAAUUUGCUGGUUAACCCUUUAACUCCCAUGAGUGACCAAGACAGAAUUUCUCCUUACAAUAUCAAUACAAUAUCAAUCAGAUUAGUGAGGAGAAUAAAGAAAAAUAGCAAUUUGGGGAUAAGAAGUUGAUCCAAUACUUAAUUCUCUUAACGAAAAUUAUAAGAAUUGUAAGGUUGACAGUAAGGAGAAUUACAAAUUUGAUCUGGGAGUUAAAGGGUUAAGAUAAACAAUAACAACAUUUGUCUGACUCUUUAUUGUUUACUUCAAUUUUUUUUUUAAAUAAUUUAUUGAUUGAAGCUGAUGAUGUUCAAUAGUUGUUACAUAUAAAAUUACUGCACCAGGUUGUUAACUAAAGGCAGACAAUAACAACACAUGUCUGACUCUCUGUUGUUUACGUCAAUUUUUGUUUUUUUUUGUUUUCCCAUAACAAGUGGAUGUCAUGUUCAAGGCUUUAUCUGAGUGUCAGGUUCUCCAUCCAGACCCUGAGAAUGAAGAAGGGGAAGGUACAUUACUAAUCUUUGAUUAAAAUACUAAUUGAUUAGUCCUAGAGUGAUGCAGGUAUGAUGGAGUGCAAGGCUCUCCAUGCUGUGGUCUUGGGUAAGAAACUGUACUCUCUCAGUGCUUCUCUAUCUAGGAGUAUGAAUGGGUGCUGGUGAACUGUCAGGGAAACCUGAUAAAAUGCCAGCAGGUUCACUUAUAAUGGACUAGCCUUGGGUCCAGGGGGAGAAGUAUGAGAGUGCAGUAAUACAUGAAUAUGAUUAUGUAAAAAUCAUAUAUGUGAACUGCAGAUUAAGAAAUGAAUAUAAGAGCAGAAAUAAACUCUACUUAAACAGUAGUGAAAAUAAGGUGUGUAAGGAUGGCUUUCAUUUUCAAAGUGGUAAUACACUGAGUCUGCUGUAUGCUACAGAAACUGUAAAAGUUUAUUUCUGACUGUACCUUACCUUACCUUAUGUUGUAGAGGAUGAAGACUUUUUUUGUGAUGCAGAGGAAGGAGAGCUUUCAGAGGAAGGACAGGUCUCAAUUAUUUCUUUUUUUACUUAUUUUCUUUAACACCAUUGUGUUACAACAAAAGAUGCUUAAAUUUUAAGGGAACCACUCAAGGUUACAAUAAUGAAUAUAAAAAAACUGGAUUUUUAGGUUUUCAUAAUCUUCAGGAAAAAAUUAAAUCAUUGUUUCCUCUAAUCUGUACUCUGAUUUUUUUCCUCUUUUUAAUCAAAGGCAACACUUGAAAGGCUGGAAGGCAUUAUACAGAUGCCAAGUCAGGAAGAGUUUGUUCAAAUGACAUCUACCCAAAAUGGACACUACCUUAAUGGUCAUAGUAAUGUGCAAGGUUAGUGGAGAUGACAGUUAACUCUUUGACCAUAAAGAGUGACUGGCAUCUAAUUUCUUGCUACAAUAUCACCCCUGAAUCAUACAUUUAGGUCAUGAGGAAUAGAGGAAAUGAUUACCAACUAAAGAAGCUCUGGAUUGUUCAACAAAUUCUCCUUGUCAGCACCUUAGGAAAUUUAUAGUGAAUUGUAUGGAGAAUAUGAAAACUGAUGUUAAGGUGACUGGGGGGCUCUUAUUGAAAGCUCUGUGAUAAGCAGGUUGAAAAAUUACUGAUGAUUUGUAUUGAAAAAUAUUUUAAUUUUCCUGUUCCCAGCUGAUGAUGAAAUGCAACCCAAUACAGGAAAUGAUGAGCAGUUUGAAGAUGCAGAGAAAUAA